AUGAGCAAACAACAAAAGCCUUCUUCAGCAUCGAGUCCACCACCCGAAUCGGUAAAGAGAACUCAGAUUAUAUACCCUGUUUAUAUUGAUAAGAAUAAAUCAUUGAGUGAAGGACGAAGGAUUCCAAAGGAUAAAUGUGUGGAGAAUCCGAAGGCUUCAGAGAUUGUUGAUAUUUGUGAAUAUUUGAAAAUUCCGUAUGAAUUUGAGCCAACAAAACGACACCCUCAAGAACCUUUUGAAUUUGGAAGAGUGAGAGUUCUGUUGAAAAAAGAUCACGUUCCUCAACUUCAAUGGAAAACAAAACAAGAUUUAUUGAUUCAUAUUGCUUCAUUGAUUCCAAAUCUUCAAACAAGAUUGGCCAGCAAGGAAGAAGCUUCAUCGUCAACAUCGGGAGCUGCAUCUUCUUCCGCUACCACAACAUCCACUGCUGCUGCCAAAUCAGGAGGUGGCUCCAAACAAAAAUCAAAAGGAGGAAAGAAGAAGAAAUAA
Naegleria fowleri is the source of this 489-nucleotide messenger RNA. RefSeq lists its product as uncharacterized. Gene Ontology annotation, molecular function: 7S RNA binding. Gene Ontology annotation, cellular component: signal recognition particle, endoplasmic reticulum targeting. The transcript has 2 exons. The coding region runs from base 1 to 489 and encodes 162 amino acids. The record is from RefSeq and is a predicted model, not a curated record. Gene Ontology annotation, biological process: SRP-dependent cotranslational protein targeting to membrane; SRP-dependent cotranslational protein targeting to membrane, signal sequence recognition. Lineage: Eukaryota; Heterolobosea; Eutetramitea; Acrasida; Naegleriidae.